CACCAGCCGACCACAGCCAACACAGACUCAAGAUGCCUUUCAAGCCACACUACCUAUUGGUGUCCCUGACUCUCUGCUGGUCCGUGGCUCUUCAAGCAUUCCCCAUGAACGGCUGUGCUGCAUGUCAGAAGUGUCGCUGCAUCCGGACGUCCUCUGCUUUCAUCUCUCCAAGGCUGUUCCACAGGAUAGAGAUCCUACCUCCAGGUGCCCACUGUCGUCAAACAGAGAUCAUUGUUACCAAGAAGGACAAAGCCACCGUCUGUGUGACUCCAGAUGCAAGAUGGAUCAACAAAGUCAUUGUCAAGUUACAAAGUACCAACAAGAAGAAGAGAAGUGCAUAACUUCCCCAUCUCAACCACCAUUGAGUGAAUUGGAACAGGAAUGUAUCAAGUUGGAGCUAAAUGGAAAUGUGAUCCCAAUGUGACACCAAUGUAAUACCAAUGUAAUACCAAUGUGAUACCAAUGUGAUACCAAUGUAAUACCAAUGUAAUACCAAUGUAAUACCAAUGUAAUACCAAUGUGAUACCAAUGUAAUGCCAAUGUAAUACCAAUGUAAUGCCAAUGUAAUGCCAAUGUAAUGCCAAUGUGAUACCAAUGUAAUAGCAAUGUGAUGCCAAUGGAUUCUAUUCAAAUAUGAUUCCAAUACCAAGUUAAUUAGUUUAUCUGAAAUGAUCUCAGUAUGUAUUGUUAGGUUCUUAUUAUUCAGAGUAAAUAACCCAUGGACACUA
This is a messenger RNA of Oncorhynchus tshawytscha (Chinook salmon), 728 nucleotides long. Its product is annotated as C-X-C motif chemokine 13-like. Bases 33 to 341 code for a protein of 102 amino acids. Gene Ontology annotation, molecular function: chemokine activity; CXCR chemokine receptor binding. Gene Ontology annotation, biological process: chemokine-mediated signaling pathway; cellular response to lipopolysaccharide; neutrophil chemotaxis. The transcript is spliced from 4 exons. Gene Ontology annotation, cellular component: extracellular region. The record is from RefSeq and is a predicted model, not a curated record. NCBI's taxonomy places the organism in Eukaryota, Metazoa, Chordata, Actinopteri, Salmoniformes, Salmonidae.